Messenger RNA from Hippopotamus amphibius kiboko, 6948 nucleotides. It is a transcript of the gene PCDH7, whose product is annotated as protocadherin 7. Bases 1 to 3780 code for a protein of 1259 amino acids. Lineage: Eukaryota; Metazoa; Chordata; Mammalia; Artiodactyla; Hippopotamidae. Gene Ontology annotation, cellular component: plasma membrane. Gene Ontology annotation, biological process: homophilic cell-cell adhesion. The transcript has 3 exons. Gene Ontology annotation, molecular function: calcium ion binding. The record is from RefSeq and is a predicted model, not a curated record.
AUGCUGAGGAUGCGGACCAUGGGAUGGGCACGCGCCUGGUGCCUGGGCUGCUGUCUCCUCUUGCCGCUCUCGCUCAGCCUGGCGGCGGCCAAGCAACUCCUCCGGUACCGGCUAGCCGAGGAGGGCCCAGCAGACGUCCGCAUCGGCAACGUCGCCUCGGACCUGGGCAUCGUGACGGGCUCCGGCGAGGUGACUUUCAGCCUCGAGUCGGGCUCAGAGUACCUGAAGAUCGACAACCUCACCGGCGAGCUGAGUACGAGCGAGCGGCGCAUCGACCGCGAGAAGCUGCCCCAGUGUCAGAUGAUCUUCGACGAGAACGAGUGCUUCCUGGACUUCGAGGUGUCGGUGAUCGGGCCCUCGCAGAGUUGGGUGGACCUGUUCGAGGGUCGGGUCAUCGUGCUGGACAUCAACGACAACACGCCCACCUUCCCGUCGCCCGUGCUCACGCUCACGGUGGAGGAGAACCGGCCGGUGGGCACCCUCUACCUGCUGCCCACUGCCACCGACCGUGACUUCGGCCGCAACGGCAUCGAGCGCUACGAGCUGCUCCAGGAGCCCGGGGGCGGCGGCGGCGGCGGCGGCGGAGAGGGCCGGCGCUCCGGGCCUGCCGACAGCGCCCCCUACCCCGGGGGCGGCGGGAACGGCGCGAGCGGCGGCGGCGGCGGCCCCGGCGGCUCCAAGAGGCGGCCGGACGCGCCAGAGGGCGGCGGCGGGACCGGCCCCGGCGGCCGCAGCAGCGUGUUCGAGCUGCAGGUGGCCGACACCCCGGAUGGCGAAAAGCAGCCGCAGCUGAUCGUGAAGGGGGCGCUGGACCGCGAACAGCGCGACUCCUACGAGCUGACCCUGCGGGUGCGCGACGGGGGCGACCCGCCCCGCUCCUCUCAGGCCAUCCUGCGGGUCCUGAUCACCGACGUGAACGACAACAGCCCCCGCUUUGAGAAGAGCGUGUACGAGGCCGACCUGGCCGAGAACAGCGCCCCGGGGACCCCUAUCCUGCAGCUGCGCGCCGCCGACCUGGACGUGGGGGUCAACGGGCAGAUCGAGUACGUGUUCGGGGCGGCUACCGAGUCCGUGCGGCGGCUGCUGCGCCUCGACGAGACGUCCGGCUGGCUCAGUGUCCUGCACCGCAUUGACCGCGAGGAAGUGAACCAGCUGCGCUUCACUGUCAUGGCCCGCGAUCGCGGGCAGCCCCCCAAGACUGACAAGGCCACGGUGGUCCUUAACAUCAAGGACGAGAACGACAACGUGCCGUCCAUUGAAAUCCGCAAGAUCGGGCGUAUCCCACUCAAGGACGGGGUGGCCAACGUGGCCGAGGACGUUCUGGUCGACACUCCCAUCGCCCUGGUACAGGUGUCUGACCGAGACCAAGGCGAGAACGGAGUGGUCACCUGCACCGUGGUGGGCGACGUGCCCUUCCAACUCAAGCCGGCCAGCGACACAGAGGGCGACCAGAACAAGAAAAAGUACUUCCUGCACACCUCGGCCCCUUUGGACUAUGAGACCACCAGGGAGUUCAACGUGGUCAUAGUAGCGGUGGACUCAGGCAGCCCCAGCCUCUCCAGCAACAACUCCCUGAUUGUCAAAGUGGGAGACACCAACGACAACCCACCCGUCUUCGGCCAGUCGGUGGUGGAGGUGUACUUUCCCGAGAACAACAUCCCUGGCGAGAGGGUCGCCACGGUGCUGGCGACAGACGCCGACAGCGGGAAGAACGCUGAAAUCGCCUACUCGCUGGACUCUUCCGUGAUAGGGAUCUUUGCCAUCGAUCCCGAUUCUGGGGACAUCCUUGUCAAUACGGUGCUGGACCGCGAGCAUACUGACAGGUACGAGUUUAAAGUUAACGCCAAAGACAAAGGCAUCCCGGUGCUACAGGGCAGCACCACAGUGAUUGUGCAGGUGGCUGACAAGAAUGACAAUGACCCUAAGUUUAUGCAGGACGUCUUUACCUUUUAUGUGAAAGAAAACUUGCAGCCCAACAGCCCCGUAGGAAUGGUCACAGUGAUGGAUGCUGACAAGGGGCGCAAUGCAGAGAUGAGUCUGUACAUAGAGGAGAACAGUAACAUUUUUUCCAUUGAAAAUGACACGGGGACCAUUUACUCCACAAUGUCUUUUGACCGGGAACAUCAGACCACAUACACAUUCAGAGUCAAGGCUGUGGAUGGAGGAGAUCCUCCCAGAUCCGCAACAGCCACUGUCUCUCUCUUUGUGAUGGAUGAAAAUGACAAUGCUCCCACAGUUACCCUUCCCAGAAACAUUUCCUACACUUUACUGCCACCUUCAAGUAAUGUCAGGACAGUAGUAGCUACAGUGUUGGCAACAGACAGUGAUGAUGGCAUCAAUGCAGACCUUAACUACAGCAUUGUGGGAGGGAAUCCCUUCAAGCUGUUUGAGAUUGAUUCCACCAGUGGUGUGGUUUCCUUAGUGGGAAAACUCACCCAAAAGCAUUAUGGCUUGCACAGAUUGGUGGUGCAAGUGAAUGACAGCGGGCAGCCUUCCCAGUCUACCACGACUCUGGUGCAUGUGUUUGUCAAUGAAAGUGUUUCUAAUGCAACUGUGAUUGACUCCCAGAUAGCCAGAAGUUUGCACACCCCACUCACUCAGGAUAUAGCUGGUGACCCAAGCUAUGAAAUAAGCAAACAGAGACUCAGUAUUGUCAUUGGGGUGGUUGCUGGAAUUAUGACAGUGAUUCUAAUCAUCUUAAUUGUAGUGAUGGCAAGGUAUUGCCGCUCCAAAAAUAAAAAUGGCUAUGAAGCCGGCAAAAAAGAUCAGGAAGACUUUUUUACACCCCAGCAGCAUGACAAAUCUAAAAAGCCUAAAAAGGACAAGAAAAACAAAAAAUCGAAGCAGCCUCUCUACAGCAGCAUUGUCACUGUAGAAGCUUCUAAACCAAAUGGACAGAGGUAUGAUAGUGUCAAUGAGAAGCUGUCAGACAGCCCAAGCAUGGGCCGAUACCGAUCCGUUAACGGUGGGCCUGGCAGUCCUGACCUGGCCAGGCAUUACAAAUCUAGUUCCCCAUUGCCUACUGUCCAGCUUCACCCCCAGUCACCAACUGCAGGAAAAAAACACCAGGCCGUACAAGAUCUACCACCAGCUAACACAUUUGUGGGAGCAGGAGACAACAUUUCAAUUGGAUCAGAUCACUGCUCUGAGUACAGCUGUCAAACCAAUAACAAGUACAGCAAACAGCCAUUUCGUAGAGUGACGUUUUCUGUUGUGAGUCAGCCUCAGGACCCACAUCAGGGGUCACUGCAGAGUUGCUAUGACAGCGGGCUGGAGGAGUCAGAAACACCAAGCAGUAAGAGUUCAUCAGGGCCAAGACUGGGUGCCCUUCCACUCCCAGAGGACAACUAUGAAAGGACCACGCCGGAUGGCAGUGUUGGUGAGGCAGAGCAUAUGGAAAAUGAUUCAAGACCUCUUCCAGAUGUAGCCCUAACUGGGAAAUGUACCCGUGAGUGUGAUGAGUAUGGCCACUCAGACUCCUGCUGGAUGCCGGUCCGCACUUCUCCGGAGAGGAAGAAGAGCCAGCCCAAACUCUCCACUUUCAUGCCUGUUGAUGAACGAGGAAGCCAGGAAAAGCUGGCCAAUGGUGAGGCCGCCAUCAUGGGCGACCGCAACAGAAACCUCCUGAACAAAAAGUUGACCUCAUCCUAUGAGACCUUCAGUGCAGCUAGUUUCAGCAAAAAUGAGGAAGCCAACACUGAGGAUAUUCCCCUUACAAAAACAGGGGAAUACAAGCCAUCUCCUGUCAAUACUCUCACUAGAAGAGAAGUUUACCUGUAGGCUAUAAAGAAGCAACCGCAAAGUUCUUUUCAUGUAUGAGAAGGAGAAUAAGGGGUGAAAAACCUUACAAAACAAAACCUUGUAAUCAAAAAGAGGGGGCUACCAAAGAGACAAAGCUUUGCCUGCCACUUCUGCCUCCAGAUCAGGCCUUUAGUGAGUGAUACUGUUAAGCCUGAUUGUAAUAUACAAUGUAGAAACCAUCCUUGUUAACUUGCAUGUCUGACCCCCUCACUGAUUCCCAACACCCGCUCUCUCUUCCCCACCCCACUCCAGAAAACAAACACACACAAAAAACAAACAAAAAAAGAUGGUUGCAAGUUUCUUUCAUGGUAACAAGCCUGAUUAGCAGAACACAACACCCUCUCAUUAUCCCUAAGCUGAAGCAUGAUUUUAGUCACUUUGAUUUAGUUUGAAUGUCAUCUGGUUGGUCAAAAAAAAAAAAAGGCAGAUCAGGUGAAAUAUAUUUAGACAUGUGAUCAGAAAUGAUUAAUCACUAUGGAAGGCAAUCCCUCAAAAACAAUAGAGUCCCUCUGAAGUUUCAGUCCUUAUAUAGGGGGAACUCUAGAAGUAGCAUUUGGAGGAAGAUCACAGCUUUAAUAUUCAAACAAAGGCUGCGACUAAACAAGGCCCAGUGGGAGAUUGCAGUCCCCAGUUGGCAUAUAUUGUUUUCUUCAAGUCAGGAGCAUCAACUUCAGUUCCAUACCUGUACUGAAUAUUCUUCGUAUAUACACAAUCUUGACCAAUUACGCUAGUUAUAACUCGUAAAAAUUACACAUUUUUUUUUGGAACAGCACCACUAAUGGGAACAAUUGUGUCAUUAAAAGGCCAAAGAUCAUAUGGCAGAUCAGGGAAAUCAUGAAGUAGAUUUGGUCUUGAAGUGGAAAUCCAUUAAGCAACAAAAGUCACUGAACCCAGGCACGCAGAGAAACCCUCAGACACCGGUUUAUUUUACAUUUUCUCUAUACCCGGAAAGCAUGCAUAUGCUUCUGAAAUGGAUUUUCUUUGAAAGCUCAGAAAAUGAAAAGCCAAUGAGACAUAUUUUUGGUAUUAUGAUAGGCAAUUAGUUGAAGUCAAAGUUUAGUUUCAAAAAUAUUAUCAGGGAAGAUUCUACUUUUUAAAAUCAUAUUUGUGGGUAGGUAGGGAAAGAAAGAUACAAUGACAUACAGUUUUUAAGUUCACUAUCACCGUAGAAUCAGGUUAUGCUUGCUGGUCUUAUCCACAUUUCAAAUUACCAAGUGCAUUUUUUACAUGUUCAGUGCAUACUUCCAUGUAACAAAAGUGCAUUAAUUUUUAAUCCUGUGCAAUAUGGCACUAUUUGGAGACUCACAACGUUGAAACAAGGUGACACCCUAAUUGACUUUGUCACUAAUGUGAUUUGAACAUUACUUAAAAUAUCUCUUAAAACCAAUCCAGACUGAACAAGAAAGAAAUGAGUUCUGGGCAGUGACGUGUCUCAUAGUACACACAUCUCAAAGUUGAAAAAUAUGCAGGUUUUUUUUUUUCCUCAGUGUAAUAUAGAGAAACAGAAUAUGCAGGUUUUGAGUCACUUCCUCUACUGAGGGAAAUUUAAUUCAAUUGGAAAUUGAGCUGAGACAUUCAGAAAAAGUGACAAUCCAGGGACAGAGGAAGGGAUAACAGGUGAAGAGAGCAAACAUUCUCAUCACUGAAUGUUUGUAACCUGGUUAAGGCAUAGCCUUGAUGACUCUUUGGCGAACUGUAGAAACUAUGUAGCUCUAGGUAGUUUCAUGCUUUGCAAUAUGUCUUAGACUACAAAGUGAAGCAGCCUGGAAUAUAGGUUGUUAAUUCACUAUAGGUCAUCAAAUGCUUAUCUUUGAAAACCACUUCUCUGUUUGGUGGGGUACUCUUUCGGGGUCAUUUCCUUAUGCUCUUUCUUAAAUGGAGUUUUCAUUUUGAUGUUAGUUUAUGUAUAAUAGUUAGGAUGAAAGAAGAUAUGUAAUUGAAGAAACAAAAAUAUUGGACUAAAAUAUCAAUAAUUGAACAUGUUUAUGUUUGAUUAUUUACAUUAUGGAAAGAUGCAACUCUAGUACUUUGUUAGGAAACUGCAUUAAAGCAGUUCUGCCUUGUAUAAUCUGUAAGUACCUAUUAAGACAAAAAUACUUCUAAAGAUACUUAUGAAAUGUAUACAUAUUUUUUCUUGCACGUUACAAAGGAAAUAUUCAAUUGCAUAACACGUGUGCAACAAACUUUUUUUAAUGCAUUUUUUUUCUUUCAUGAGACACUUGAAACAUUAAAUAGCUCACUUCACUCUAUCUUAAAACCCUUCUGUUGUCUAUAAAGCUAAUACGGGUCAUAUGGGACCUUUGGAUUAAUUGGAUCCACAUUCCCCAAUGAUGUUUGCACCACAUUCGAGACAGCCAUGUCAUUGUCAUUUAACUUGUGAGCCUCUUUAGAACUAAAAUGAGUGUGAAAGAAUAAAAUUCAGUGUACUGUAAGUAUUCGCGGUAAUUCUAGUAGAAUUAGCUAUCAUAACAUGUUUAUUAUUAUAAUGAGCUGGCAUGACACAGAAAUAUAUUUUGUGUUUGUAUGACUUUUAUUUUGAAUAGGUUAAAUCUGGUGCCACUCCAUAUAUAGAGUGCUUUUGAAAAAAAUCAAUAAAAAGAAACAAAAAAAUAAUAAAUGAGUGAAUGCAAAAUAAGCAACUGUGCCUUUUAUACCUGUUGUUAUGGUAAAAAAACGGUUGUUGGGUUUGGACAAUGAGGGGAAAUGGGCUAUUCCCAACUUUUUUGAUCUUGUAUAUUUAUCCAUGUUUAUUUUCUGAAAAUAAUAAAUAAUAUAUUAAAAAUUUGCCUUCUGACAAACUCAGAUAGUGGACCAGUCUUAAAUAUCGUUCAUUCAUAAAACAAAAUUUAUAUGGGCUGCUUAAUUCUGUCUAGAAGGCCAAGGCAUUUAUUGUAAUAGUAACACAAAGAGAGCUUAUCAGGGGUGAAGUCAGUCCAUUUUGCAAGGUAAAAUGUUGAUUAACAAUUUCUAUUCUUUCUUCUUUUUGUUGUUAUUUUUCUUUUAGCUGCUGUUUCAUCUUCGUUGUACAGUAUAGAAAAUCAUGUUUGUUUUCUGUACACAAGAAGCUCAAGUGAACUUUGCAUGCAUUAUACAUUAGGACACAUUUAUAAAUUGAGUAACUAUAUAAAUUUAUGUGUACUAAAACAU